Molecule: messenger RNA, 1056 nt
Organism: Sabethes cyaneus
Lineage: Eukaryota; Metazoa; Arthropoda; Insecta; Diptera; Culicidae
Gene: OSCP1
Product: protein OSCP1
Exons: 2
Coding region: 1-1056 (351 amino acids)
Biological process (GO): transport
Cellular component (GO): plasma membrane; cytoplasm
Source: RefSeq, a predicted model, not a curated record
AUGACUGUUACUAACCUUUUUAUAAUCCUAAAUUUGGGUUCUGAAAUGUUAUACGUGAUUGACCAACGUUUGAAGGCACAGGCGAUACCGCUGGAUAAGUCAGCUCAAGUUUUACGUGAAAUCACCGAGGUGCUACUGGAUCCUAAAUUUCUUCACUAUAUAUCUACAGCUUAUCAGCAUAAUAUGUUAACUGUACAGCAGACUAGAAUUUUAUUAACAGAUAUCGCCUGCUGUUCUCUUAUGCGCCUUGACGUUAGCUCUAUGGACAAACUCUGGGAUUUGAUGAUUAUGAUUUUCAAGUGGCAAAUGUUUCUCACCAAUAAAAGUUCGCAGGCACUUAUGGAUUUAACUUUCCGCCAUCUGGACGGGAUUGGUCGUCUAAUUCCUGAAAUGAGGAAACAGAUUCUUAUCGAUAAUGUUAAGAAAUCAUUAAUUGAAAUAUGGGAGACACUGUGCGAGGAUGAUCAAACAAUAGUUCAUCGAAAGGUAUAUAAGUGGCUUAAACCAUAUUCAACUAAAAUCUCCAUUUUAAUUCGCAUGGGAUUGCAAAAAUCAAAUGGGGAAUUUGAAACAGCGCUGGAAAACAACAUCUUUUACAACUAUUACAUUAACAAUAUCGGAGAGAAUAUUUAUGCUAAAACAGCAAAUCUUCAAGCCUUAAAAGAUCAAAUCCAUAACAAAGAAAAACAAAAGACAAGUUCUGAACAGAUUCUGGAAGGAAGCCAUGAAAUUGAUAGUCUUGUCGAACAAUUAAAUAUACAUAAUGAUGCUGAUGAAACGAUUGCGACAGAAGCACAUGAAACUAACCUCUCGAAAUCAUGUUCCAUCCAUGGAGGAUUACAGGAGAUUGUAAUUGAUCAGGAUGUUGAACGGGUGACAAACUCUCAAGAAGUGGAACCCAACACAGCUUUAACCGAUGAAGAAAGUAAUCUGGUAAAAUUUAUGAAGAAAAUAAAAAUGGAAAAUAAUGAGCUUGCAGCUAUGGACGACAAAGCUUCAGAUCCCAAUGAAGAAUUACUAAAAAUGUUUGAUCAAGAUUUUGAUUUAAAGGAGUAA